Molecule: messenger RNA, 2652 nt
Organism: Megalops cyprinoides (Indo-Pacific tarpon)
Lineage: Eukaryota; Metazoa; Chordata; Actinopteri; Elopiformes; Megalopidae
Product: inactive carboxypeptidase-like protein X2
Exons: 14
Coding region: 82-2451 (789 amino acids)
Biological process (GO): proteolysis
Molecular function (GO): metallocarboxypeptidase activity; zinc ion binding
Source: RefSeq, a predicted model, not a curated record
UCAUCAGGAGCUGGGAGCUUUUGGAGAAGUUUGUGAAGUGUGGUGUCGGAGCGGGAGAGUGAGAGGAGGGGAUCGGACAGGAUGUACAACAAGGCAAGGCGGCUCUGCGUGAUGGGGGGUCCGUGGCCAGCCUGCAGCAGCUCCCCGCGCGUCUGGACUGCCGCCACAACGUCCCCCCCGCCCAGGAGAGGGCGUGGCUGUGCCGUCCUCGCCCUCUCCCUGCUGGGACUCCUGGGGUCAGUUCUGGAGGUGGUCCACGGGCAGGGCGCCGAGGACGAGGAUUACUAUAUGCAGGAGCUGCUCAACAGGGAACACUACUACAGCGUCCCGGGCCACGAGGGCCACCUGCUCCCUUCUGAGGCUCCCAGACAAAGAGGCAGCGCCCUCCCCAGACCCAAAACCAACAGGAACGAGUCCCAGGGUGAAAGGGAGAAAGGGAGGAACUCUGAGAAAACUACGCCUGAUCCUAAACCAGCAAAAAAUGGAAACAAGAAAGCGGAGAAGAUCAAAAAGGCUGGUGUGAAGGCUCCGAAUAGCAGCAGUGAGGCAGAGAGUCAUUACGAGCCGGCCAGAGAGGAAUGCCCUCCAAUGGGACUGGAAACCCUGAAAAUCGAUGACUUUCAGCUCCAUGCCUCCACGAUUAAACGCUAUGGCCUGGGAGCACACAGAGGACGGCUCAACAUCCAGGCGGGGCUGUAUGAGGAUGACUUCUAUGAUGGUGGGUGGUGUGCCGGGAGGAACGACCCCCUGCAGUGGUUUGAGGUGGAUGCCAGGAGGUUAACCAAGUUCACCGGGGUCAUCACACAAGGCAGGAACUCCCUCUGGUCAAGCGACUGGGUGACAUCGUACCGUGUACUCGUCAGCAAUGACAGCCACACGUGGGUCACCAUUAAGAACGGAACCGAUGACUUGGUGUUUCCUGGGAACAGUGAGAAGGAGAUCCCGGUGCUGAACCGCCUGCCGGUGCCUGUGGUGGCCCGCUACAUCAGGGUGAACCCGCUGUCCUGGUACGUCAGCGGCAGCAUCUGCAUGCGGGUGGAGAUCCUGGGCUGCCCGAUGCCAGACCCCAAUAAUUAUUACCACAGAAGGAAUGAGAUCACAACCACAGACAAUCUGGACUUCAAACAUCACACCUACAAAGAAAUGAGGCAGCUGAUGAAGGUGGUGAAUGAUAUGUGCCCGAACAUUACCCGAAUAUACAACAUCGGCAAGAGCCACAGCGGCCUGAAGCUCUAUGCCAUCGAGAUCUCAGACAACCCCGGAGAGCAUGAACUGGGUGAGCCAGAAUUCCGCUACACUGCUGGUUCCCAUGGCAACGAGGUGCUGGGCAGAGAGCUGCUGCUGCUGCUGAUGCAGUUCAUGUGCCAGGAGUACCUGUCUGGUAACCCGCGGAUACGGCACCUGGUGGACCAGACCCGGAUCCACCUGUUGCCGUCGGUCAACCCAGACGGCUACGAGAAAGCAUUUGAAGUGGGCUCAGAGCUGGGAGGCUGGUCUGUGGGCCGCUGGAGUCAGGACGGCCUGGACAUCCAUCACAACUUCCCCGACCUCAACUCCAUCCUCUGGGAGGCCGAGGCCAGGAAGUGGGUUCCCCGAAAAGUGCUCAACCACCACGUGCCCAUCCCAGAGUGGUACCAGUCAAAAAACGCCACGGUUGCUGUGGAGACGCGAGCUCUGACCGCCUGGAUGGAGAAGAUUCCCUUCGUGCUGGGGGGGAACCUGCAGGGUGGGGAGCUGGUGGUGACCUUCCCCUACGACAUGGCGCGCUCUCAGUGGAAGACCCAGGAGCAGAACCCCACCCCUGACGACCACGUCUUCCGCUGGCUGGCCUUCUCCUAUGCCUCCACGCACCGCCUGAUGACUGAUGCCAGCCGCCGUGUCUGCCACACCGAGGACUUCGCCAAGGAGGACGGCACCAUCAACGGGGCGUCCUGGCACACGGCCGCGGGAAGUAUGAACGACUUCAGUUACUUGCACACCAACUGCUUUGAGCUGUCCAUGUAUGUGGGCUGUGAUAAAUUCCCCCAUGAGAGCGAGCUGCCGGAGGAGUGGGAGAAUAACCGGGAGUCCCUGCUCGUCUUCAUGGAGCAGGUUCAGCGUGGCAUCAAAGGCAUGGUGAGAGACACGCAGGGGCGUGGCAUCGCCAACGCCGUCGUCUCCGUGGAGGGCAUCAGCCAUGACGUCCGCACAGCGGCAGAUGGAGAUUACUGGAGGCUGCUGAACCCUGGGGAGUACAAGGUGAUGGUGCGGGCGGAGGGGUACAGCCCCUCCAGCAAGGUGUGCGAGGUGGGGUACGACAUGGGCGCCACACGCUGCGAUUUCCUGCUCGGCCGAACCAACCUGUCCCGCAUCAAGGAGAUCAUGGCGCGCUUCGGCAAACAGCCAAUCAGCCUGCAGCACCGGCCGCUCCGCCAGCGGCUCCGCCCCGGCGUGCGGCGGCGAGGAGCGUAGGGACGCUCGGACAGCGGGGGGGCGGGGGUGGGGACACACACACACACCGCCAGCGGCUCACAGUACAGCCCAUCCGCUGUAAACUGGGGGCCACUGUGCUGUGAUUGGAUGACCACAAUGGAAGUUUAUUGUAUGAGUGACAAUCCCAUGUCCUCUUCACAGACUGUUGCUCACAGCCUGAACAGGAGCUAUCUUCAGUGG